Messenger RNA from Mya arenaria, 477 nucleotides. RefSeq names its product putative nuclease HARBI1. NCBI's taxonomy places the organism in Eukaryota, Metazoa, Mollusca, Bivalvia, Myida, Myidae. Bases 16 to 411 code for a protein of 131 amino acids. The transcript is spliced from 3 exons. The record is from RefSeq and is a predicted model, not a curated record.
GAUCUUGCGGACCACAUGGACGCAAUGAACAGAAGUUGGACUGAUGGCAUUUUAAUUGCUGACAGUGGGUAUGCCUGUUCUCGUGUCAUGAUGACACCAUACAGAGUGGCCGAUACUCAGCAGAAAAUUAAUUUCAACCGGGCACACUCAAGGACAAGGGUUGCUGUGGAAAUGGCUUUUGGUCGCUGGAAGCGACGAUUCGGAAUUCUACAUGGAGAGCUACGUCUGAAGCCAGCUAAAGCGUCUAAGGUCACUGUAGCCUGUGCUGUACUCCACAACCUUGCCAUCGACCUGAAGGAGCCUGAUGUGGAUGACGUUGUUCCUGUUGCGCGACAGCCAGGCGAAGAUUACAGAGGAAAGGAGCAGGGGCAGGCCAUAAGAGAUCAUAUUGCUAGAGCAUACUUCAAUUAAUAUAGGAUAAUUGUUUUUUUUCAAUGUAAGAUCUAUUUCAACAAGUUAGCAUCAAAAGAUAAAUUU